Molecule: messenger RNA, 1225 nt
Organism: Cucumis sativus (cucumber)
Lineage: Eukaryota; Viridiplantae; Streptophyta; Magnoliopsida; Cucurbitales; Cucurbitaceae
Product: transcription factor MYB62
Exons: 3
Coding region: 64-930 (288 amino acids)
Biological process (GO): regulation of DNA-templated transcription
Cellular component (GO): nucleus
Molecular function (GO): sequence-specific DNA binding; DNA-binding transcription factor activity
Source: RefSeq, a predicted model, not a curated record
UGUUUGCAUCGUUUAUUCAUUUCAUAACCGGCCGAUUGGGUAUUGAUUUAUCAAUGAUUGUAAAUGUCUAGUUCAUCUCCAAAAAGCUUCAGCAGCUGCAGUGAAAUUGAAGAUGACAAUAGCAGCAAUGGCAAUGAACUCCGCAGAGGCCCAUGGACUCUUGAAGAAGACAAUCUUCUUAUCCAUUCCAUUUCUACUCACGGCGAAGGCCGUUGGAAUCUCCUCGCCAAACGCUCUGGAUUACGAAGAACAGGGAAGAGCUGCAGAUUGAGAUGGCUUAAUUACCUUAAACCAGAUGUCAAGAGAGGAAAUUUGUCUGCUCAAGAACAACUCUUGAUUCUUGAUCUCCAUUCUAAAUGGGGCAACAGGUGGUCAAAGAUUGCGCAGCAUUUACCGGGAAGAACAGACAACGAAAUUAAGAAUUAUUGGAGAACGAGAGUUCAAAAACAAGCGAGACAUCUUAAUAUCGAUACGAACAGUGAGGCAUUUCAGCAGAUCAUUCGAUCCUAUUGGAUGCCAAGAUUACUUCAAAAAAUCAACCAAUCCCCGCCGUCGGAAUUGCCGAUUACUUCUCCACCGGAGAUGGCAUCCCAGACUUCGUUUGGUUUUGAGGCUCCGACGACAGCGGUGACGCAACCACCGGCGAUGACGCCUCUGCAAAUCGGUGGAGAUUUGAUGGGAAGUUCGUGUACUUCUUCACAAAUAACCCAAAUUUCUUCCUACCAGAAUUACGAGAAUUACGCCCCGUUUGUGAAAGAUUAUUGUCACGACGGUGGCCAUGGCGGAGGAGAGAUGCUGAACUGGACGACGACUGCGGUGGCUGGAGACUCCGGUUAUCCGGUUUCUCAUUGCCACGUGGCAGAAAAUAAUUGGAUGGACGGCGAUUUUACCGGUUAUAUGUCCAACGUGGAUGAAUUAUGGCAAUUUUAAUUAGGAAGAAAUUAAAUUUAAACAAAAUAACAAAAAAUCUGGGUUCUUAAUUUUUUUUGUCUUUAGAUAACCCAGAAAAAAAGUUCUUAAUUGAUUCAUAAUUUUCAAUUCGUUUGGUACUUCUCUCCAAAUUAGAAAGAAAGAAAGAAAAAAAUCACUCCCCAAAUUGUAGAAUAUUUAAAUAUUUAAUAUAGUUGUAUUUAACAAUAGUAAUGUUUGAUAAAACAUUUUGUAAAUUACGAUCGAGUUUAGUUUUUUAAUUAAUGCAUUAAGCUAAGUGUGGUUAUUCGUUCCA